UGGCAGCUCAGUGCUACAGAUACGGGUUAUUCAUCUAGAAUCGGUACAGAUGCCAUAGUACACGUGUGCUUAAAAAAAUUACAGUUUCUCAUUUUAUUUUUUUCCACUUGACAGAAAGAGCACAUGGCAACACACAUGAAAAACCCAAUUUCGAUGGAUAUUCCCACGCGACAGAAUAAGCUACUGCACUAAAAAGCACUUUUAUUCUACUGGAGGCUCAUCUGAGGAGGACAGCUUAAAUUGUCAGACCACUGGCCGCUUCAAGCAUCUCUCGUUAUCCAGCCUCAUUGUAAUUUGGGCCUUAUUUCCAAGCAGACAUUCGGUACCGGACCUCCAUUGUGGCAGCAGAUACAGCUGCUCGGAGAUUUGUGGUGAACUAAAAAGCCUUUCAUCAUCAGCACAGAGUGAGCUACUUCUCCUGCCAACAAGUAAUUGGAUAUGGUUUACAAACUCAAGAUGUUUCCUUAACUCAUCAGUGCAUCCAUUCUUCAUAUAAUGACACCGAGUGUUUUUGAAAUACCAAGCAGUAUCAAUAGAAAAGGGAAGCUGCAGUAUGAAGAGCAGUCCACGCGGCUCAGCCUUGAUCCAGUGGGUGAUGGGUUAGGUCAAGCUCAUCUGGCCUUCUGAUCUCUGCAGGAUUUUUUUCUGGCUGCUGUUGGUGGAGGUGGGGAUUAGGGGAAAGGAAACAUCCACAGUCAUGAUGCACUCCGACUGGACCGACGUUAACGAUAUAGAGAGAUACUGGGAUGUUUCAGAUUGAAGUAUGAACAUGUGUUAUCUGUUUUGUAUCAGCUGGGGGUCAGAGGGCAAAGGAGGAUGACCCGAGGGGUCGUGAAAACUAAAUUGGAGGAACUCCGGUUUAAUGGCCGUCGGUCACAUUUCGUAUUGUUUGUGCUCUGGUAGAACAGAACAUGACGAACAGAUUGCGCGAUGAAUUGGAUUAAGACGAUUACAGAGGAUAAAGAGAGCAGAGGGGAGGAAAAACACGAGUGUUGAAGUGCUACGUGCACAGCUGAAGAAAGAGGGAGGAAGAGGUGGUGAGGGAUUACAGAGGCAAUAGAUGUCAAAAUGAUAAAAGGAAAAAAACAUAGAGGUAAUAGCAGAAAAGGAAAAAAGAGCAGGUGGGAAAAAGAGCUCGUUUGUGUAAGACACAAAGUCACUUAUCGCUGGUCAACAGGUUCUUCUCUAUAUUGCUCGGAAAACCAUGGCGAUGGCCGCAGGCUUCGGACUAAAUAGACAUUGAUUAAUCAAGCAGGAGCUCUGUUAAGAGCUAAUGGGGAGGUCACCUUCUUAAUCACCGCCAUUCAGUUAACUUGACACCAAAGCUAGCUUCCCUUCACCACUUCCUGCUGGGCUGCCAAAGAGCUCAUCGCUAAGCUCAAACCAGCAAUCUCUGUGGAAACCUCGAAAUGUUCCCUCAGAGGUCCACUCAGCUGUUUCUAGUCUGUUGUGAACAGCUGGGAUUUUUAUCUUUCCUUGUGUUGUGUGACCAGUGUUGUGACAGAUAAUGAGAGGCUGUUGUGAUGUUGUCGCCAUUAAUGUUUGAUAAACAAUGCACUGAAGCUCAUUCAUGAGCAUUUUUAUAUUGUUAACUUGCUCCAGCCUAGCUCCAAAACUAUAGGUGGCAGCAUAACCAGCUGCUGCUCACUAUAGUCUUUGCUGUAGCUAUCUUUGGAUGUUGCAACUGGCUACCAUUAGCAUGUAGCUAUGGUUGGACAUUAAGGCACACAGAAAUGCAGCUGAACUGAUGGAUCUGACUGGUCAGUUGAGGACCUGGGCAUGGAGUCGACAUCUCUGGAUGACGUAUUGUACCGUUAUGCCAGCUUCAGAAACCUGGUCGACCCCAUCACGCAUGACCUGAUCAUCAGCCUAGCGCGAUACGUCCACUGCCCCAAGACGGAGGGUGACUCUCUCGGGGCGAUGGAGAAGGUUUGUCGUCAGCUGACCUACCAUCUCAGCCCGCACUCACGGUGGAGGAGGCAGGGCCUGCUCAAGAGGAAACCUCAGGCCUGUUUAAAGGCGGUGCUGUCGGCCCCUCUGUCCAGCGGGGCAUUGGAUCUGUCCGGUAUCCCUCUGACAGCCCGGGACAUGGAGCGUCUGUGUGCACACCUACAGCGUCAUGCAUCCACCGUGGUCAGCUUGGAACUGGGCUUCACCGAGCUGACGGACGAGGCGUUUCUCCUGCUGCUGCCCACGCUGGCCUCACUGCCACACCUGGAGACCCUGGCACUAAACGGAAACAGGCUGACCAGAAUUAUUCUGAAGGAGCUGACUGACGCCCUGAAAGAUCCGGGCAGCUUCCCCAGCGUGACGUGGAUUGACCUGGGCAACAACGUGGACAUCUUCUCCCUGCCACAGCCCUUCCUGGUCAGCCUGAGGAAGCGCUGUCCCAAGCAGGGAAACCUGCCCACCAUCCUGGAGUUCGGAGAGAGCCAGGCCAGCGACGUCCCCGAGAGGCUGAGAGUGCUCGGGGAAGAGGAGGAGACGGACGACACCAACCGGACAGAGAGCAUGGGCGAGCUCCGGUCAGAGGUGGAGGAGGAGCUGGACGGAGAGAUAGAGAUCGAGGAGAUGAUGGAGGAGCUGCUCGACUUCGAUCGGGAAGUGCAAGGGAUGGAGGACGAGGACGAGAGCAUGUGGACACUGGAGCAGCAGAGGAAGGUCAGGGGGAGGAGGGGAAGGAAGGGGGAGGAAGGGAGGGACAAGGAGGCGCAGAGGAAGGGGCAGCAGCAGGGGAGGAGUGCAAUGGUGGUGGAGGACGAGGAUGACACACAGAGCCACUCCUCCCACCUGUCCUGCUCCAGCCAGUCGCAACACUCCUCGGGAGCCAUUGAGCCAAUGAGAGCGGAGGAGGAUGACUUGGACGACAUCACUGACCAAUCGGAUCACUUGACCUGAUUGGUUCUCCCCGCUCUGCUUAUGUUUCCCCUCCCGUGUCAAGUCCUGUGUGGAAGGAGGCGAGAGAAGACUUUGUGUCCUGCAGAGCUGACUCAAGGUCAGACAGGCUGCAGUGUUUGGAGGGAUGUAAUCCAUAUGAACAUGCCAUCCCAUACUCCCUCCGCCGAUCUGAUGCGUGAGCCGCCGCCACAGUGCUCAGAGUCCCAGCCCAACCCGGGUGACUCUUGUUGACUGUAACAUGAGAAGACAGCACCCCAACAGGAUGUGUGUGUGUGUGUUAUUAUAACUGUCUGCUGUUUAAACUAUGAAUAGAUUGAGGAUGCUAAUGCUUAGAAAAGACUGAUUUAUUAUGUCACCUGAGGCUUUUAUGUAUAGGAAUGUUAAUCUUUAUUCAGGUCCUUUCCUCCUGGUAACCCUGCUAAUACCUCCAUGUGCCUGUGAUGUGUCCAGUUACUGGUUAGAAGUGUGCGUCAAGGGAUGAACAGAGACCAGGAAGCAUGAAAACAAGAGAUACACAAACCUGUCAGGGUUCUUUAACCUUUUGGAGGAAAAAAAAUUUUUGUUCUAGAAUUUGAAGUGAAAAUGUAUAAAAUGUUUUCCUCCCUUGUACAUCAGCGGCUGGCCAGAUGGAUUGGCAGAUAGACAGGAAUCUGGAGUCAAGCCCACAGCUUCGUGGAAAUCAGUUCAGCCUCUUACGAAAAUGAACAGAUGCAGCGUGCUUUAGUGGAGGAGAAGUGCACUGAAGAUGAAAUUAGUCAGCUGAAACCAAAAGACAUAAACAACCGAUGAAGAGAAAGCCUGAUGAUGGCGAGGAGAUGAGUGGCUCAGAGGAGUGAAAACAGUCAAAAGUGUCCUGUUUUGAGACAUUUGGUGUCCAUGUAAAGUGGAUAGAUUUCGUGGCGUCAAGUUGAAAUCUUUUGUAGCCGUUUUCUCCUAAUGCAGGUCACGUUCCACUUCACGGUUCUUCACUCUAUAGUGUGCGCCACAAGCUUACAGUGUUUAUACAUAGGCCGCAGCUAUGAUCACAUUCAGAUCGGUCGGGUUACGACAAGUGAUAUCCUUAUGCAGUAUGUAGCUCUCACCCCGGCCUGUGCUUUCCAUUCAUGCGUCACUAAUAGUCACAAGCUGUAUUUUUGGAUGUACAGUAUAUACAGUAUAUAUUGUUGGUGUGCGGGGCGAUUGUUAAGAUUGUAGAAUAGCUAUUUCAAGAGGAAAACCACUCAAUUAUGUAUGGUAUUUAUGUGGUCUGGGUAGUUGAAGCAAUAUAGUUCAUGAAUUGUGCUUAAAAGCUGGUGAUUAAAAGAUGAACCAGAAUCUUAAUUUGUGGUAGAUCAUAAAAGGCUCAGAGAUGCACGCUUUUAUUGAUAUAGAGAGGAGAAGUUUGUUAUCCAGUGUGAACUUGUAUAGAACAGAGGCUCAUCCUAAAGCAGUCGAAACUUAAUAAAUGCAUAUAUUUAUUAUUUUGCCCCGACAGCUGCCCCAGGCGCCAGUAAAUUCCCCUCUGGAGCUGUUCACUUGUGUGGCAUCAAAAAUGAAAGGCUCUAAUGACAUGCUAAUGCUCACAGCUGCAACACGUCAUCAGGCAGUUUAAUGAGACUAGUCUAUAUGAAGAUAGAUCUGGGAACCAGCUUAUUAGUACUCAUCAGAUUUUUCUUAAAAUUCUCCUUUCCUCAUACAUACUUUCUGCAAAAAUCAAAAUCCAAAAUAUCUCAAAAUAACCAGUACACACCUGUCAGGCUGUUAUAUGAUAUUUUAAUUCAUUAUAUAUAUAUAUAUA
Acanthopagrus latus (yellowfin seabream) is the source of this 4675-nucleotide messenger RNA. It is a transcript of the gene lrrc75a, whose product is annotated as leucine rich repeat containing 75A. Lineage: Eukaryota; Metazoa; Chordata; Actinopteri; Spariformes; Sparidae. The transcript is spliced from 5 exons. Bases 1780 to 2898 code for a protein of 372 amino acids. The record is from RefSeq and is a predicted model, not a curated record.